Molecule: messenger RNA, 1542 nt
Organism: Colias croceus (clouded yellow)
Lineage: Eukaryota; Metazoa; Arthropoda; Insecta; Lepidoptera; Pieridae
Gene: DnaJ-13
Product: dnaJ-like protein 60
Exons: 6
Coding region: 83-775 (230 amino acids)
Source: RefSeq, a predicted model, not a curated record
UUUAAAAAAUGGAAAUUGCCAAAUAACAACAAAUAUGUUUUAAUUCAUUAAUCAUUUUACAUUUAGGAUUUACAAAAUCGUUAUGUAUUUUUUAAAACGCAAUAAUAACUUUCAUUCAAUAUGUUCUUUUAUUCGAUUAUACAGUAAAAAUAGGAAGUCCCAUUACGAAGUCCUUAAUUUAAAGAAGAACUGUACAGAUAAAGAAAUAAAAGAUGCAUUCAUACAAAUGAGCAAAGAGUAUCACCCAGAUAAAAACAAAGAUGUUAAGGCGCAAGACAAGUUUGUACAAAUUGUAGACGCAUACAAUACCCUGAGCAAGCCGAGCAGCAGAGCACAUUACGACCAUGUGAUGAAUGUUGGGGCACAGAGUGCUUCGUAUGUUUAUAAAACACAUAAUCCUUAUACAUAUACUUAUGGGAAGAAUCCAUUUCAUGAUCCACCAAAGCAGUCCAAGAAUACAAAUACGGACUACUACGGAGUGAAAGGUCUCAAGAAACUGCCAAAUAUUGCAAUAAUACUACUUUGUUUUAGUGUGGCUCUAGUUGGGACAUUAUUUCAAGUUUUUAUUAUAAGACAAUCCUAUGUCAUUCAUCGUAGAAGGACACAGGAAAGGUCUAUGAUGUUGGCUGAAGAGUUGGACAGAGUUCGCUCCAAUGCUCAAGGGAAGACUAAUGAAAUGCAAACAAAAGCAUUAUUAGAGAAAAUAGUGAAUGCAGCAAAUCCGACAGUCGCUACUGCGUCUUUAGGACACGCGCUUGCCAACGAGAAAAAAUAAAAAAGUCAUAAGAAAUAAAUAGAAGCAGGUGGUGGUAUAACUAAAGGGACUUCUCGGAAGGGAAGUCUCGACAGAGCAAUACUCACAAAUAAUAAUAAUUUAUUUCUCAUUAUGGAUUUAUGCUGGCUGCUCUGACGAAUGUCAUUUGACAUGACACAAAAAAAAUAUUUUUGUGACACCAUUAUUAUAAAAGAUGUAGAGUGACAUAUACGAUAAAUCACAAUUAGGGUGAUUUACCACUAGAGAUGUGCUAAGCUGUGUUACAGCACACAUAGUACAUCUCCGGUGAUAAAGAACCUUAUGAGAUAGAAUAUCACUUUUAUUUGCUAAUGUUUUAAAGAAAAUGACAUAAAUUUUCAGUAACAAUUACUGAAAAUUGUAAAAAUAUAUUUCUAUAUGUACAAACUUAAGUGAUUGCCUUUUGUGAUUAUAUUAUACAGAUGUAUAAUUUAACAAAUCCACGAAAAUGAUUUGAGAACAAUUUAUUUUUAAAUUUGAUAUUGCAAUUUAUUUAUUAAUUAGAUUAACGAUAAAUUAUGAGUUAUUCAAAUUAGAAAUAAAUAUGUUUACUUGAUUUUAUAGUAUACUCAAUUUAUUAAAAAAUGUGCAUUAAAUAAUAAAAAAUGCAGUGACUAGGAGUAAAUAAAUUUUUAGAACAAAUUUAACACAAAAUUGUAGAAAAAAAUACAUAAAGAUUUUGUGGUUUAACUACCUCAAUUUAUUUUUGUAAAUAUUUUAUGAGCUGUGUAAAUAAAAUAGUUAAAUUU